Molecule: messenger RNA, 954 nt
Organism: Fusarium redolens
Lineage: Eukaryota; Fungi; Ascomycota; Sordariomycetes; Hypocreales; Nectriaceae
Exons: 4
Coding region: 1-954 (317 amino acids)
Biological process (GO): fatty acid catabolic process
Molecular function (GO): 2,4-dienoyl-CoA reductase (NADPH) activity
Source: RefSeq, a predicted model, not a curated record
AUGUCAGUUCCACGAUCUGAGUACCUGAGUAGCGUCUGGGCGGAUGGUAUCUUUGAGAACCGGGUCUUGUUCAUCACAGGCGGAGCUGGGUCUAUCGGAAGUGCUCAGACACGGGCAAUUGUCCACCUCGGCGCGAAUGCAUGCAUCAUUGGUCGGAGCAUUGAGAAGACUGAGAACGCCGCCAAAGAAAUUGCAAAGGUUCGGCCGGGCGCAAAGGUGCUGGGCAUUGGAGGUGUUGAUGUUCGGAAUUUUGAGGCCCUCAAGGCUGCCGCAGACCGUUGCGCUGAGGAGUUGGGCGGGAUUGACUAUGUGAUUUGCGGUGCAGCUGGUAACUUUAUCGCGCCUAUCUCCAAGUUGAGUGCCAACGGCUUCAAGGCAAUCAUGGACAUCGACGCCCUCGGUACCUUCAACACCGUCAAAGCCACAAUCUCCUAUCUCCUAGAGUCAGCAUCACGAAACCCAAACCUGAGCCCCGGCGACGGAACUUCCGGUGGCCGUCUCAUCUCAGUCUCAGCAACAUUCCACUACACAGGCUAUCCUCUCAUGGCACCAGCCAGCGCCGCCAAAGCAGCCGUUGACUCCAUCAUGGCAAGCGUAGCGCUAGAGUACGGCCCAUUCGGUAUCAAUGCAAACUCUAUCGCUCCGGGCGGUGUUGAGGGCUCUGAAGGCAUGGAGCGUCUGGGAAGUAGUCAGGUGAGCACCAAAGAGAGGACGGAUCCUAUCCCUAGCGGAAGGUGGGCCACGGGUCGUGAUAUUGCGGAUGCAACUGUUUAUAUGCUUAGUGACGCGGGACAUCAUGUCAACGGUACGAGCUUGGUUGUUGAUGGUGGUGGUUGGAGAAGGCAUGCGGGCUUUCAGCUUGGUGUUGAUCCUGGCGUUAAGUAUCCUGAGUUUCUUCGAAACGGAGAGAUCAGCAAGCAUCUCAAGGGUUCUAAGCAAGACAAGUCGGAGUAG